AUGGACGCCAAGGAGCUUGAGAAAUCUCGCGAUGGCGAGUGCAAUCACAUCGAGGCCAGUCAGGAGAUCUUCUGGACCGAAGAGGAGGAGAAGAAGCUUGUCCGCAAGAUCGACUUCUUCCUGCUGCCCAACAUCUGGAUCAUGUACUUGCUGUCGUACAUGGACAGGACGAACAUUGGAAAUGCCAAAGUCGCAGGGAUGUCCGAUGACCUGGGCCUUACCUCGUCCCAGUACAGCGUCGUCCUCGUCGUGUUCUUCGUGGGUUAUGUCGUCUUCGAGCCGCCGUCCAACAUGAUCCUCGUCCGAUCCCGCCCGUCCAUCUACCUCCCUGCGAUCAUGUGCCUCUGGGGUGUCUUGACGUGCAUCAUGUCGGUCGUCCAGCACUAUCACCACCUCGUCGUGCUUCGAGUAUUCAUUGGUAUCGUGGAAGCCGGUUUCGCCCCUGGUAUCCUUCUUAUCAUUGCAUCUUGGUACAAACGCAAGGAGCAGUCUAGGAGGUUUGCCGUCUUCAUGUCCGCGGCUAUUCUUUCUGGAGCAUUUGGUGGCCUUAUCGCUGGUGGAAUCACUGAUGGGCUUGAGGGUGCCCACGGUAUCCGCGGAUGGCGGUGGCUCUUUAUCGUUGAGGGUGCUGCCACCGCUGGCUGGGCAAUCAUCUCGACAUUUUUGCUUCUUGACUACCCGGGUACCUCGAAGAGGCUCUCUGAGCGGGAAAGGGCCAUUGCUGUUGCUCGGUUAAGGGAAGGCGCCAUCGCGAUCAGUCCUGACGAGCGGGUCGGAAAGUUGCAGAGCUUCUGGAUGGCUUGCAAAGACUGGCGGACUUGGGGAUUUACCAUUGGCUAUAUGGUUAUCGUUGGCUCAUCUACCUUGACCUACUUCUAUCCAACUCUCGUCGAGGGACUCGGAUACGCCGGCAGGAUGGCACAAUACAUGACCGUCCCCAUCUACGCCGUUGCCUUCGUGUGCACAAUGAUCACCAGUGUCUUCAGCGACAAAUUUCCCACGUACCGCGGCCUGAUCAUUGCCGGCUGGCUCACCAUCUCCAUGAUAACCUCCAUCAUCGUCUGCGCCGUCUACGACUUCACAGCCCGAUACGCCCUGCUCGUCAUCAUGGCCGCCGGACUCUGGGUGUCGAACGCUACAUCCCUCAGUUUCGCCUCGUCCUCGUUCUUCUCCAUGGACCCGGACGUGCGCGCCCAGGCGCUGGCGCUCAUGAACGCGCUGGGUAACCUGGCGCAGAUUUACGGCGCGUAUCUCUUCCCCAGCGACGACGAGCCGAAAUACCUCAUGGGCUUUGGCGUAAUUUCGGGGAUGUUGGGUGUUGGUGUGAUCACUUAUAUCCUUAUGUUUGUGUUUGUGAGGCGGCUUGAGGCUAGGACGCAGACUUAG
Molecule: messenger RNA, 1386 nt
Organism: Aspergillus mulundensis
Lineage: Eukaryota; Fungi; Ascomycota; Eurotiomycetes; Eurotiales; Aspergillaceae
Exons: 4
Coding region: 1-1386 (461 amino acids)
Biological process (GO): transmembrane transport
Cellular component (GO): membrane
Molecular function (GO): transmembrane transporter activity
Source: RefSeq, a predicted model, not a curated record